This is a messenger RNA of Schistosoma haematobium, 3557 nucleotides long. RefSeq names its product connector enhancer of kinase suppressor of Ras 2 (gene CNKSR2). The transcript is spliced from 11 exons. NCBI's taxonomy places the organism in Eukaryota, Metazoa, Platyhelminthes, Trematoda, Strigeidida, Schistosomatidae. The coding region runs from base 1270 to 3411 and encodes 713 amino acids. Gene Ontology annotation, molecular function: protein binding. The record is from RefSeq and is a predicted model, not a curated record.
AUUUUGGAACAAUUCGAAAAGUCAACCAUAUGCGGUCUAAUGGACAAAUUCGAGAAACCACAAUCGUAUCUUAGUUGGACAACCGCUCAGGUCAUAUCUUGGCUUUCCGGUACUUAAACAAACUUUGAAUAAACUUGUUUAAGGGUUGGACGAUGCUGUCGAGCCGUAUCUGUCUGCAUUCAGUGCGAAGAAUAUAAGUGGAAAGUGGCUUAGCUCCCUGACUGCUGAUGUUUUGGACAAGUAUGGAGUUCACAAGAUUGGCCAUCAGAUGAUCAUAUUGGAGAAAGUAAAGCAACUACAAUACCAAUUUUCAUCUUUUGAUAACGAAACACUUCAGUCAGUUUUAUUGCGCGUAUCACGUUCGUGUACAUGCAUUGUUACUGCAAUAAAUUCUCUCAUGGCUAUAACUAAGAGACAAGAUGCUGAUAGUCCUUAUCCGGGGAUACUUUCAGAUAUUCAGGGAGCUGUUUCUUACAUUCUCAGUUGUAUACUGAACCUAAUGUCCUCGAUCGGUAAUGCUGCGUCCUGGCUAGAGCGGUUAGUAUGUAACACAGUAAAUAUUUUCAGCUAGACCCCCUUUUUCUCUUCUUCCCGAAAUGGUUGUAUUCCGACAAUUUCUUGUUGAGAAUGCUAUAAUUACCAAUAGGUUAUCUCAGCAGGCUAUAAGUACUCAAUGCAAUGAACAUUUUAAGGAGAUAAUCGAUUAUGUAUGUCGGAAAACUCAUUAUCAUAAUUUAAGAUUGAACCAAUGAGGAUCCGUGUCGAAGAUGUUCUGCAAAACUGCAGUGAUUCCAUCUUGCUAACUCCAUGUGGCAUCGAAAUGGUACAAAUAAGAAAACUUGACUCCGCUGAUUUUGUAAGCUUCCUUUUGAAAUUCCUUAAUACUUUAUAUCCUGAUUGCAAUAUGCUACAUUAUUUUGCUUAGGUCAGCGUGUAAUAACGUUUGUUUGUGCAUCUCUGGAUAUCAGUUGUAUUGUUUUCCUCUUAUAUACUUGAGUACUGGUUUACCUGAGUUAAGUUUCAACUAUACUUAACUGAUAUGCUACUGAUGUUCUUACGGAGAUUGAAGUCCGUCUCAUGCUGGAAAUUUCUCUCACAGUCCGUUAGGGGUUUAAUUUUCGGUCCACGAUAAACAAUAUUCACGUAAUUGUUUCUGUUCAGGAUGAAUCCCCAGCAUUUAGUACCGGAAAAGUUACCAAAGGAGAUGAAGUAAUCGAAGUAAAUGAACAAAUAGUUAUUGGUUGGCUUCACUAUCGCGUCGCUGAUUUAAUGCGGCAUUCUUCACAGCACAUCAGUUUGCGAUUGCGAAAGCGACCCUCUCAUUCCAACGAUUUUAUUGGCUUUCCAGGAGCUGGGCGGCGUCAUCGCUUAAUAGUCAACCAGAUACCACCUGCUGGGAGCCUAUCCCAGACGCGAGGUGCGUAUAUAUUUACCAGAAAUCCAAAACGUCGUCUGCCUCUUACAGGCCCACUUUCUACAGAACCUUUGUCUGUUACUCAAGAAACCACCUCCGAUCAAACAUCUGUCUCCUCACCUACAUCAACAUCUCCACCUGAAUCUCAAUCCAUAGUUAGUGUGUCUGGGUUGCUUUCCUCUUCUCCGACGUCUUCUUUAUCUGUGCAUCAGGGUACAUCAAUAAAAAUAAAUGAUGAUCCUUGCAAUCUAGAAAAUCGUGCUCAUAUAUCUUUUAGACCGAAUUCCAGCAAUGAAUCCAUAAUUUACAAUAACUCGAGGCUUAUUGCUAGUACACCAAAUACUCCAUUAAUGACUUUACGAUCAAUGGACUCGGUGUGUUCUCAUUCUUCGCUAUCUUUUCCACCCCACCUUCCACCUGCGCAUCCUGGUACUACAACGUUUGACAACGUAAUAAACGAUACUAGUGUGGUCACAUCUGAUACAACAUACUCCAAAAAAUACAAGUCUGUCAAUACUUCUCAUCAUAUUCGCUCAACUUCUUGUUCUUCAAACAAAUCUGUUUUCCCUCGUUUUUCCCUAACACAUCGACGCACAGCUUCUGGUGACCCAAAACUGAUGAAUAGUAUAUCUAGUGGCGAUGGGGAAGAUACGUUAUUUCAGAAAAAACCGAGUCCUUCGUCGCUUCGUCACUGUAGUAGUUCAUCUCCUAAGUUUCAUGCUCUGGAUAAACGCUAUAGAAACCUUCAUCGUUCUAGUCUUGAUGAUUUCAUGCUUUUUUUAAAACAUGGAUUUGGAUCAAGAAAACCAACUCGUCGUAUAUCCUGCAAGGAUCUUGGACAGGGAGAUUGUCAAGGUUGGCUUUGGUUGAAGAAAACCAACCCACUUACCAGUAAAUAUGUGAAGCGAUGGUGUGUUUACAAAAACUCAACGUUCUAUUAUUACAGAAAUCCUGAAGAUGAUUCAGCUGAAGGUUUAAUUCUGUUGCAUGGUUUCACAAUCACUCCUGCAGUCUCAGCGAAAUCGGGAAAAUUUGCAUUCUCAAUUUUCAAUGAUUGGGUUCGCUUUGUGUUCGCUUCUGAUUCUGAAAUCGACCGAUCAAAAUGGAUGAAUAAGUUAGGCCUAGCUUCAAUCGGUUUGUCAUCUACCAUACCAAAUUCUCGUAUUGGAGGUUUCAAUCCUGGUUAUGUGGUUUUAUGUGACUCGAAAAAUAACGAAGUAAAGGCUGAAAUUCCGCAUCUACAUUCAUGCACCGUCUUAUCAGAUUCACCCACUAAAAAGUUCCAAGGCGACAACACAUCUGGACUUCGAUCUCAGACCUUAUCAACUUCCAAAACUACAGAUUUCGCAGAAAACUCCUUAACAGUGGUGACUUCCCAGCCUGUGUCAACCCCUCCAAGGCAUGCAGCACUACAUUCAGUUUCAUCACCAUCAUUUUCUACGUUUGAUUUGCGUUCGAAUUCUUUACCAUCUGAACCCCGUGCUGUCCGCUCUAUAAUUUUUCCUCGGAAUAGUGCUCUAUCACCCUCAGCUGGACAUUCAUCAUCUCCUGCUCACACUAGAAUUAGGCAUCGUCAACCACUUGAAAUCCCUUCAGUAGCAUUCAGAUGCUAUAGUGAGAGUGAAGAUGAAAUAGACGAGGAUGUUGAAGCCGAAUGUGAUGUGGAUGAAAACUGUAUCUCUGAGGGAGGCGCACAACUAAAUCUUCGAAACCGACCAGGAUCUGCAUCCCCAUCACAUGAACGAAGAUAUGUUAUUUUAAACAGUACAGAAGGAAAUGAAUGUUUACAAGAAUAUAAAAAGCUGAUUUCAUGUAAAAGUGAACUACAUGUGUCCGAUGUACAUGCUUCAAUGCCUUUAUCACGUCCAUUAAGAGCUGCGCAUAUCAUUACGAAAAAUCUCCAUUGUUCUGAUAAACUUUCAGGUGUCGAAAAGAUUGUUGGCGUAAGAAACAACGAAUCAGUCCCCGAAUGCAGCAGUAGGCGUUUUAAUAACUGACACUGAAAAGCUCAUUUUUAAGUUACCAUAAUCAUCUUUGACCAUUCGCUGUUGAAUUUAAUUAAUUUUGUCACUUAUUUUUUGAGAUUACUUGAUUUUCAUUCUGACUUUAUCUUUUGUGAAAUAUCUCAUGUUAUGUAGUUAUC